Molecule: messenger RNA, 186 nt
Organism: Lottia gigantea (owl limpet)
Lineage: Eukaryota; Metazoa; Mollusca; Gastropoda; Lottiidae
Exons: 1
Coding region: 1-186 (61 amino acids)
Biological process (GO): establishment or maintenance of epithelial cell apical/basal polarity; heterophilic cell-cell adhesion
Cellular component (GO): protein-containing complex; plasma membrane
Molecular function (GO): calcium ion binding
Source: RefSeq, a predicted model, not a curated record
AUGACCAUUGGUUUUUGUCUAUUUUCAGCUGAUUUAGAUGGUAAUGAUUGUAUAAGUUUACCAUGUCAAAAUGGUGGUACAUGUCAAGAUGGUAUCAAUACAUAUACAUGUCUUUGUCCUCAUAAUUUUAAUGGAACCAACUGCCAAACAGAUCUCAGUAAGUUAUACAUUUUCUCAUAUAAUUAA